AUGUCUCUCCUCCGACCUUCGAGCUUUUUCGCUUCGCCCUUGGACGACUUUGACCUGUUCCCAUCGUCGUCUCUGCGCGACCUGAUGACGAUGAACCCUUUUGCCAUGGCCGCUGCUAGUCGACCCAACGUCAACGCGGGCGACUACCGUAUCUGGUCUGGCCCCAAGGUGGAUCUUCACGAAGAGGAUACCCGGUUUGUAUUGACUGCCGAACUCCCCGGUGUCAAGAAGGAGGACCUCAAAAUUAAUGUUGACGCCGACCGGCGCAGACUGACGCUCGAGGGUUCGAUGAAGAGCGAGUACAGUUCGCAGCCCUCGACAAGCAAUGGCAGUCAGCAAUCUCGCGAUGCCCCGUCGGCUACGGAUGGCAAGCACGCAGCUGAAGCCGCCGAUGACUCUUCAUCGACUCAGGUAGCCAAGAAAGACAACAAUGGAGAAGGACAGGUGGGCACGGUGGGACACGCUCUGGUCUCUGAGCGUGUCUACGGAUCUUUCAGCCGCUCGUUCACGCUUCCUCCCACUGCCAACCUGGCCGACGAUGCCAGCCUCAAGGCACGCUUCAACGAUGGUCUGCUCCGACUCGAAAUUCCGAAGAAGAAGGAGGAGCAUUCCAAGACUCGCCAGAUUGCUAUCGAGACUACCGCAUGA
This is a messenger RNA of Mycosarcoma maydis (corn smut), 648 nucleotides long. RefSeq lists its product as uncharacterized. The coding region runs from base 1 to 648 and encodes 215 amino acids. The transcript has a single exon. NCBI's taxonomy places the organism in Eukaryota, Fungi, Basidiomycota, Ustilaginomycetes, Ustilaginales. Gene Ontology annotation, biological process: protein folding; response to heat; protein complex oligomerization. The record is from RefSeq and is a predicted model, not a curated record.